Molecule: messenger RNA, 621 nt
Organism: Papaver somniferum (opium poppy)
Lineage: Eukaryota; Viridiplantae; Streptophyta; Magnoliopsida; Ranunculales; Papaveraceae
Product: pentatricopeptide repeat-containing protein At2g33680-like
Exons: 6
Coding region: 1-621 (206 amino acids)
Biological process (GO): RNA modification
Molecular function (GO): protein binding; RNA binding
Source: RefSeq, a predicted model, not a curated record
AUGGAAAAACGCGAUGUUGUUUCUUGGACAAUGAUGAUUACAGGAUUUGGUCAGCAUGGGAAAGGUAAAGAAGCUAUAGACAUCCUGAGAAUGAUGCUAAGUGAAGGAUUUAAGCCAGAUGAUAUUACAUUGCUUGGAGGAAGGUUGAAGGAAGCAGAGAUAUUUAUUCAGCAAACGGGAGUUGGAUCAGAAGUCUUUGUAUGGGAAGCAUUGCUUGGUGCUUGCAGUAUCCAUGGAGAGCUUGAAUUGGGAGAAAGAUCUGCCGAAAAGAUUAUGAAAUUAGAACCCAGAAGAAAUCAACCCACGUGCUAUUGGCGAAUAUAUAUGCUGAUAGGGGAUUAUGGGAGGACAAGGAAAAGGUCCGAGAGAGCUUGGGUUAGUGGUGCACGUUGGAUGGGGAAUUAUGCUGAUCUUGCUUUUGAGCUUUCUGGAGCAAGGAACAUUUCACCAACGGUGCCAGGUGGUUCACUGGGCAGUAUAUUCGUUGUAGAAGCUGUUACUGGUUUUCAUUCAAUUGCGUUUGCAGUAACCACGAAAGGCAUGGAUCAUAGUUUACAGAGUAGUUCAAUUAUAGUAAGAAAUGAAAACAAUUGUUCAGAUUUCUCAGUUUUGGUACUUUAG